UUGUGGACCACGCAGUACGUUUAUAUAUGUGCUGCACCCUCAAACAUUUCGAUCGGUCGUGCCAAGAACUAGUAUCUCAACAUGGGUCAGAUCUUCACCACGCCCACAUACGACUACACGCAGACGUCGCAGGAGGGCUCGCCCACCUCCACCACCCCCACCACCCAUGAAAAGGCCGAUCUGAUUGUGCCCGGUGGUGUUGCGGCCUUUCGAGGGCGGGAUCCGAGAUCAAUUUCCCAAGAAGUGAAUCGAACGCCGAUUCAAUUGGACAAGUCGGAAGAAGAUCAAGCCUCAGUUGGAUCGACCUCAACCGAUGCUAAGAGUCAAGAAGGCUCCCAAGAGAACUGGAUCCAUAAAAAGAUGAAGUCUUUAUCCUUGGAUCCACGUUCGCCCUCUGGUAUUCCGCGAACCCCGAUCAUGAUCCAGGACUCACCCAAUGCCAAAGACAAUUCGGCUGACCAAGACUCUGAAACCACUCCCAUCAUGCACAAGAAGCCUCCUCUUCGUGGGCACCACGCCAUGCCCGCUUCCAAGUUGUCCUUUUCCCCCGAGGUCGACGCUGUUGAUAAGGAGAACAACCCACCCUCGACCAUUCGACCCAAACUGGAGUCGCCCAAUAUCCUCAUUGAAAACCCGAGCUCACCCAUCCUGGCCAAAGAUAACAACGUGGUCGUGGUUAAACGGGCCCUGGGCACUCAAUCCCAAGUGAGUUCGGAUUCGAGGCUACCUUUGAUCGAGGCUAACAUGGUCGAGGUUAGUCCACCCACGAAUUACUUACGAGAAAACACGGACGACACCACGUUUGCGCCUCAAGUGAACAGCACCGUGGUCAUUUAAGGCGCUCAUCUUGCUCACACUUCCUUCUCUAGCCAUCUUUUAUACAUAAUCUCUCCUUAAUUGGUACAUGGACGCAACAUUCAAUAGUCAUAUAUUGCAAAUAUAAAUUGUAUUACUCAGUAA
Molecule: messenger RNA, 960 nt
Organism: Tigriopus californicus
Lineage: Eukaryota; Metazoa; Arthropoda; Copepoda; Harpacticoida; Harpacticidae
Exons: 3
Coding region: 82-837 (251 amino acids)
Source: RefSeq, a predicted model, not a curated record